Fusarium pseudograminearum CS3096 is the source of this 1047-nucleotide messenger RNA. RefSeq lists its product as uncharacterized. Bases 1 to 1047 code for a protein of 348 amino acids. Lineage: Eukaryota; Fungi; Ascomycota; Sordariomycetes; Hypocreales; Nectriaceae. The record is from RefSeq and is a predicted model, not a curated record. The transcript is spliced from 4 exons.
AUGCAUAUGCAGUGCACAGUUUAUCUUCAGAUGAAUAACUUACAACACGUUGUGAUAUUUCUCGGCCUCUGGGGCAUCCAGGGUUCCUUUGGACGAAUUCUUCCUGACCCAACGCAAGCAUCACAAGCCUGGGAACUCGACCGGCCACCGUCGGACCCCAUUCAUACUACUGAGAUCAGAGACCUGGUCAAACGUGAAGACACCAGCUCGUCUAUUGAUCCGAUUAUCGUUACAAUAGCACCAGACGAAACAUGCGGGUUUCUAUCAGGCAGACCAGCGCUUCCCAUCACUUGCGAAAACCAACGACCAUACAACCCGCUGUACCUUCUCUGUACGAAUGAAUCUGCUCCUUACUGCGGGACGUAUGAAUUUCCACAAGGAAUCGAGGAUUACAGAUGUUCAUCAACCCCCGCGACUCGAGUUUCGACUGCUUCAUUUACGUAUAUCGGCCAAGAAAACGCAAACUUCGUUACAACAACAUUGAACGUCGCUGAAUCCGUUUCUCAGUCCUCAUCGACCGAAAGUGAAAGUACAGCAUCCAACUCUUCCACAAUACCUUCGUCUACUUCUCCUCCCUCCGAUACGUCGCCGUCGAAGUCGCCGCCUUCGAGCAAGAGCAAUCUUGGGGCAAUAAUCGGUGGCGCAGUUGGAGGUUUUGCAGCACUGUCUCUUGUACUGUUUGGAAUCGCCUGGUUUUUGCGACAGUCACGAAAAAAGAAUCGUCAAUCGAUACAGGUCAAUCCGAUGGAACAAGAUCCAUUGUCUGAUCCAAACAUUGGAAAGCCGGACCCAAGAUCCCCAGUACCAAGCGAUUGGAGAGGCUCGACAGUGACGGCGCUGAGCUCGCCAUAUUCUGCCUCGCCACAAGUUUGGAUGAAUCACCCUAUGUCACCAAGUGCACAGAGUGACAUGUCUCAAGCGAUGUCGCCAACCUUGGGGGAGCAUUUGGCUUACGAGAUGAGUGGAGAAUCUGCCCAACCUCCGCAUGAAAUGGGUGACACUCGGGUGUACGAGAUGGCUGGCGAUAACGAUCAUCGUAUGGUAUAG